This is a messenger RNA of Linepithema humile (Argentine ant), 2561 nucleotides long. Its product is annotated as intraflagellar transport protein 81 homolog. Lineage: Eukaryota; Metazoa; Arthropoda; Insecta; Hymenoptera; Formicidae. Gene Ontology annotation, biological process: cilium assembly; intraciliary transport. The record is from RefSeq and is a predicted model, not a curated record. Gene Ontology annotation, molecular function: tubulin binding. Gene Ontology annotation, cellular component: cilium; intraciliary transport particle B; centrosome.
GUCUUCAAGAUAACAUCGAAUAAUUUUUAUUCGACGAGGAAAAUGUGCAAUUACGUGAUAUGCUGCAGCAAUUACACGAUCUAUUUACGCACCCUGUAAUACAGUAAUAUUGAUGCAAGAACGCUGAAUACAUAUACGAUAAAUCAAUACAUGAAUUGUAUUGUAUUGUAUGAACAACGUUGUCAAGACAACCAAAGCUAUAACACAGGUUAAUUUGGAUGGAUACACUCGGCUGUUUACUUACCAUCAUAUUCAGUGUGAUAGUGUGAUUUAGUGCAUCAUAAGUAUUACGCAAGUAUAUGUCAUCAUCAAAUUUUCUACUAUUAGACAACUUGGAAUUAUUGCAUCAUGAAUGAAAACGUGAAAUUUAUCGUAACAAAAAUAAAUAAAUUAAUGGGUUGGAAUUACAAUUUAAUUGGAUUCAAUGCUUUAAAUGCCGAAGAUUUAUUACAGAUAUUAUGCAAUGUUUUAAUAAAGAUACAACAACAAGAUGAUUUAGAUACCAAUGCUAGAGUGGACUCUCCGGAAGAAAAUUCUAUAUAUAUUUUAACAACUCUCCGAAUGCUCAAUUAUCAGCCUGAUGUAGAUCCUGUAACUUUUAGGCAAGGUUUAGUUCGAGGUGAGGUCGAAAUUAUCCAUCCUAUAUUGACAUGGCUUUUGACACAUACCGACAUAGUUCAGAAAAGGGCAUACUUGUCACGAUUUCUCGUCAAGGUAGAAAUUCCAUCGGAAUAUUUAGGAGACUCGGAAAUACUCUCUUUACACGAUCAGUAUUUGUCUUUAGUCGACAGAUUCAAGACGGUUCAUAAAGAAAGGGAAAUGGGAAAGAAGAAUGUUGAAACUGCCGCCGAACUUGCAAUGGAUUUACAAGCAAUGACAAAGGAAAAAGAAGCAGUGAUAGCGCGUAUUAGUAAAAUCAAAGCAAAAGCUGAACCUGCGCUGUAUCUAUUGGACACCUGUAGAUUAUUACGAGUAGAGAGGGACAAGGAACGCGAUUUGAUGUCGCAAAAAGAGCAAGAGGAAAAUAUUAUGUCCGAUUUACAAAAUUCCUUCCAUCGGGUUGAACGCGAGUUAUAUAUUUUGAAACGCGAUAGUACCGGGCUCACGCCGCAAAUAUUAAUCCAACAUUUAACAGAAGAGGUAACAGUGCAAUUUGCAAUUGUGAAAGAGAAGCUUCCGUCUGAGCUAAACGCAAAGAAGAAUCGAAUGAGAGCUCUGUCAAUAGUUAAAGGAUAUUCUUAUCUAGGCCCGGAUAAAAUUAUAGCUAUGAGAAACGAUUUAGACACUAUAUUGAAGGACAUACAAGAUUUAGUAGAAUCCAAGACAUCUAAAAAUGAUAUCGAUAAAAUGGAGCCAUUUAGACAGCAAGCCGCUGUCGUCGGAAAUAUGAAGCGGAAUGCUCUCGAACGUUUGGAAAAAGUUGAAAGUUUGUUAGAGGAAUUACAAUUGCGGUUAAAAGAGAAACAAGAUUAUUCGAAAAGUUUAUUGGAAAUGUCGAUGCCCAGAGCGGAGGAAUUUAAAAAAUAUGUCAAUCGUUUGAAAACUAAAAGUGCAGUAUACAAGCGCUGCAAAGCAGAGGUAGCUGGCUUAAAAGCGGAAAGUGGAGUACUUUAUCGAACAACAACUAUUCUAAGCAGACAGAUCAUUACUCAUUCUUAUCCGACAGACGUUUCAUCCACAAUAAUAAUUCCAGAAAACUAUACACUGGAUAAUGCGUUGGCAACAAAUACUCAAUUAUCUCAUUUGAUAGGGGCUUUACGAACCAAUCUUGACCCAAUAAUAAGAGAUAUCAAGACACUACGGCAAGUAGCGUAUGAAAUUGAUGAAAGAUAUCAAAAAGCAUGUAAAAGUCAUAAUACGGUGGAAACGAGUAUGAAAAAUACGACAAGUGAUUUAUUAUCCGAAACAAAACGACUGAAGGACAAAUUAUCAAAGAAUACUGAAGAUAAGAAACAAUUACAACUAAAGAUUGCAAAAAUGAAAAGUAUCGAAGAAAGGCUACGUAAUGAAACGGAGUCUAAUGUUGUUUCCAACGUGGGGCAAACGUUAAAACAGGAAUUACACAAUGCAAUCGCGUUAGAAGAAGAAACUUUAACAAAUUUAAACAAAAAUCAAGAGAAAAUAAAGGAACAAACUGUACAAUAUGAAAAUCAAACGCAGCAAUGGAAUAAUAUCAUGUCAAUUUUUUUAUGUAAGAUCCAAUGUGCUGAAGAAAGUAAGCAGACCGAUGGCAUAGUUAUGCGAAGAGGAGGCGCCGAAACUCUUGUGUUGCAAUAAUUGUGUUAACACUUUCGCAGUCACUCACGUAUUUUUAUGUUUACAUUUUGGUAUAAGUCAGGUGCCGAUCUGUUUUCUGUAUCAUUGUAUUAGGUCGUUUAAUAUGAAAUGUCGGAUUUUAUAUAAUAUAGAGCGACUCUAAACGUUGAGCAGAGUCGAAUGUAUAACGGUUACGAAAGUGUUAAUAUUUAAUACGUACACUUUUACAAGUAGUAUAGGAUGCAAGCACUAAACUCAAGAAAUAUUUUAAAUGUAAAACAAAAAAUAAAUAUACUAAAAAUAUA